Messenger RNA from Cladocopium goreaui, 672 nucleotides. NCBI's taxonomy places the organism in Eukaryota, Dinophyceae, Suessiales, Symbiodiniaceae. The record is from the annotation of a GenBank genome assembly.
AUGUCCGACUCGGGACAUUCGCGGGUCUCUCAGGAUCUCACCGGACAGUCCUUGGGAAACACAGGGGCUGUGGUUUUGGCUGAUGCCUUGAGGGGCAACUCAUCACUUCGGAGUCUUUGCCUGCGGUGGAACUCCAUCCAAGAAAGUGGCGCUUCAGCUCUGGCGCUGGCGCUGAAAGAUAGCCAACUUCGAAGUUUGGAUGCUUUCUGCAAUUCCUUCGGCAACAGUGGCGUUCUCCAUUUGGCUCGUGCCUUGGAAGGGCACCCAUACCUCACCGACUUGGACCUGGGCUGGAAUUCAGUGGGAGAUGAAGGAGCUGCAGCCCUGGCUGACUUCUUGACAAAGAAUGUCACCCUCUGUGAUCUAGGCCUUGAGCAGAAUCUCAUUAAAGAAAAGGGUGCAAAGAUGCUGGCGGAGGCUUUGCAGCAGAGCAACCUUCUGAAGCUUCGUCUGAAUGGCAAUCCACUUGGUGAGGCUGGGGUCCAAGCCUUUGAGAUGGUCAGGCCUGAUGUGGACAUGUUCAAUUCUGCGAGGUCUCAUGGCAAAGAAAUUCCCAAGACAGAUGAAAGCGAGAGAGCCUUCAGACUGUCCUUAGGGUUCAACGCCUUCGGUGCCGGAAAAGCUGGGUGUGAAGAAAGGGCUGGAAGCAACGAUGACCCAGCUGACCUAUAG